Molecule: messenger RNA, 2624 nt
Organism: Cyprinus carpio (common carp)
Lineage: Eukaryota; Metazoa; Chordata; Actinopteri; Cypriniformes; Cyprinidae
Product: probable global transcription activator SNF2L2
Exons: 6
Coding region: 1013-1783 (256 amino acids)
Source: RefSeq, a predicted model, not a curated record
GAGGGAAUGUGCGCGCGUAUGUGUGUGUGUGAACUGUGUCUGGUGAAGGAAAAGAUUGCCCAGACAAAUCGGUUGUGUGGAAUCUGACACCUUUUUUCUUUUUAGAGGUUACAGGAACAGACGUGUGUAGCGUAACGGGGUUUGGCUUGCUGCACCAUGUACAGACUCUUCUGAAUGUGCUUUUUGCAUAUUUUGCGUGCAGCGGUUCAGAUGUGCGUCUGUGCAUGCGAGCGUAUGCGUGUGUCAGUGUGCAUUCCAUUUUUAUGCUUUUGAUUAUUAGGCCUCCUUCUUUCCACAUGGUCCCAUGGGGUACGUGUGAAUAAAUGCAUUCCGUGUGUUUCUCUGCACGCUCGCGCUUUCAUAUUUAUCUCACGGCCGGAUAUUUGCAUGAAAUGUUUGCUUCUAUGGGGGCUGCUCUCUCACGUCAAUACAUUGCGUCUUGUUUUGUCUGAUAUCUUUGUGCAUGUAAGUAUAUGAGAACUUAUUGUGUGCGCGCGCGUUUGAUUUAGACAAUGAUUUAGCCUGCAUAACGUCAUACUCAGAAUUCAUAAUUUCAUUCUGCGGCAGGCGUAUCACUGCACUUUAACUGCCUUUAUGUAAAACACAGACUCGGCAGCACACACACACACUCUCAGUGAAUUCUGCAUUUGCUUAUUCUCACACGUGAGACGUGUGUACGUUGCUAGCCGCUGCGUCGAGUACCGUGUUUAUUGAAACAAGUUCGGCGGACUGUAUGGUGAACCGUACGCCACUGACCCGUUAUGCAAACUCCAAGGCGUGUUGGCUGGAGAUCAGCAUCGCCGUAAACGUCAAUCAUUUCAUUCACAAUGGGACUGAAGAUCAGUGUACCAGCGUCUCCUGCCUCCCCAGCAGCCCCUGUGUUGAACUACACAGAGCUCGUGGAAUAUUAAGUGAUUCUUUAUCAAAUAUUAAAAGGGAAGUGAAAGCAGCUGCUCGUUUUAGAGGGGACUGAAGACUGAAGGCAGAUUGCCUGGUGAGACGCAUAACCAAGAUGUUGAUUUGGACCUGGAACUGUUCGGAUGAAAGGCCAGAAAGUUCAUCAAACUGCUUAUCUCAGGCUAUCCAAAACGGAGUGUCUGAGGUUAUGGAGGAGGAAAGGAACUUGAAGAAACGAAAAAGCGAUCAACAAGGCAACCAGGGCUCUGAGACUGGUCAGGAGGUGGUGGAGAAGGUCAAAAAGCGACGGGGUCGACCUCCUGCUGAGAAGCUGCCACCCAACCCUCCCAAGCUCACAAAACAGAUGAACACCAUCGUAGACAUGGUCAUCAACUACAAGGACACGUUGGGCCGACAGAUCAGUAAAGGUUUCGUUCAGCUGCCCUCAAGAAAAGAGGUGCCAGAGUACUAUGAGCUUAUCCGCAAGCCAGUCGACUUCAGGAGGAUCAGGGAGAGAGUGCGUAAUCACAAAUACAGGUGCAUUGCAGACCUGGAAAAGGAUAUUAUGCAAAUGUGCCAUAAUGCUCAGACGUUUAAUCUGGAAGGAUCUCAGAUUUUUGAGGACUCCAUUGUUUUGAAGUCCGUUUUCGAGAGUGCAAGGCAGCGAAUAGUGGAACUCAGCGAGGAAGACAAUGAUGCUGUUGGAAGCAGUGAAGCAGAUGGUGGCCGUCUUUUAAAUCUAAAGCGUACAACGAAUCCCAAGAUGGAUGAAAAACAUGAGAAAAAUAAAACCAGUCCUAUUAAUUCCAGCCCAAAGGAGGUCACAAACAGUGAUGAAGAUAUUGGAAAAGAAUGUGAGACUUACACAAGAGGACUAUUAAAUUAGACCCCAAAUGACAGCUUCAUACAGUAUAACGAGCAUUGUAACAUGGUAUGGCUAUUUCAGUCCAAUUUCCUCGAUAUUUCCGUCAAGGAUUUGCUCAGAAUGUGAUCUCUCAUUAUAAUGGUUCCUUAAAACACCUUUGUAAACGUUUGUAUUCUAAAAAUGACAUUGUUAAUGCAGUUUCUCUGCAUUAAUACAUCUGAAAUUGGCAUUGUUUUCAUGUAUUUAUAAAGUGUAAAUAAGUCAUAAAACCAAAAUUGAUAAUAUCAUGGUGAAAUAAGUUCAGACUACCUGAAAACCUUCACUCUUUUUUCCGCAAGGAUGGAAAAAUUAUAGUAUAACAUAUGAUAUUGUAUGAUCAUUUAAAUGGAUGCAUUCAAUUUUCAAGAUGGUUUAAGCUGUGCUGAAUUUUGCAAGCUAUUAUGUCUCUGUUUCAGAGAAUUUUUAAUCUGUGGUUUUUGUGACUAUGAGCACUUGGUCAUUCCCUCUUUGUACGUUUCCCUUUCCUUCAUUAACUGUCAACAUCUUUAAAAAAAUGUAAAUUUUUAUCUAGCAGCUCUUUAUCUUUCUUUAGUUAUCACAGGAUCUUAACUAUCUGUACAUAGAGGAGCUUGGGCAUGAUGGCAAUGUAUGCUUUGGUGACAGAUCAGAUACUGCCCUCAAAGAGAGGCACCUAAUUGAUGAUGCUGUCACGUUUGUGUGUUCAGUUUAUGAUGAAUGGGAGAUGUGGUGUGUUUGUGGACAGAUUUUGGAAUGAAAAUUUAUGUGGUUUAUAUGAUGUGAAAGGGCAAGAAGGUUUGAGACAUCAUCUUACAAAAAUAAACAUUUUUAUGAAAUUGCAGGA